Messenger RNA from Oryzias latipes (Japanese medaka), 1844 nucleotides. It is a transcript of the gene colec10, whose product is annotated as collectin sub-family member 10 (C-type lectin). Gene Ontology annotation, molecular function: growth factor activity. The record is from RefSeq and is a predicted model, not a curated record. Gene Ontology annotation, biological process: ossification. NCBI's taxonomy places the organism in Eukaryota, Metazoa, Chordata, Actinopteri, Beloniformes, Adrianichthyidae.
GUCUUAUAAACAAAAGCCAAACAUACUGCAGCCCCAGAAUCGUCUCUCAACUUAGCUCUUUAUAGGAUUUGUUGCCGUCAACUGAAAAACCCUUACAAUUCAGGUUCCUCUUUGUUAGUCGGCUGUGAUUCGAAAAUGUCUCAGUUAUUGUUGUUUUGUGUGUUUUUGGCUACCUUCAGCUACAUCUCAUCAACAGAAGUCUGCACCAAUACUCUCCUUCCAGGGGCUAAAGGAGACCAAGGUGAGACUGGAGAAGAGGGCGAUGAGGGAAAAAUUGGGAAAAAUGGUCCGCCCGGAUUUUCAGGAACCCCAGGGGAGCCAGGGAUUAAAGGAGAAAUUGGGCAAACAGGAAAAAUUGGAAUUAUUGGAGAAAAAGGCGAAAAAGGACAUAAAGGUAUGGAAGGCCCUCCUGGAUUGAAAGGAGGACCAGGCACAACGUGUGACUGUGGAAGGUACAGACGGGUGGUUGGACAACUGGAUCGCAAUGUAGGCAAGCUCCGAAACGCUAUCAAUUUUGUGAAGAAUGUUGUUUUGGGCUUAAGGGAAACAGAGGAAAUGUACUACUUCCUUGUGAAGGAGACCAAGACCUUAAGAGAAGCUUCAAUAAACUGCAAACUGAGAGGAGGCAUUUUGGCCAUGCCAAAAACCAGCACCAGCAACCAUCUCAUGGCAGAGUAUGUCAAUCAGGCUGGCCUGACGGGAGUCUACGUUGGAGUGGUCCAGGCUCCAAACAAGACCAUGGAUGAAACAAGCAGCUACAUUUAUGCAGAUUCCAGCCCUGUGCUGGGGUUCACAGCCUGGAGUCAACAGGGAAAACUGACUUCCCUGGACAUAAACUCCUGCUGCGUGGAGCUGCGAAGCACAGGAACAUGGAGUCAUGUGGAGUGUGACACCACCAUGUAUUUCCUCUGCGAAUUCCCAAAGAUCAGAAGAGGAGCAACAGGAAGAGGAGUGCCUGCUUUAGUGCCUAAAUAAAAUAACUUGACGUGAUCGGAUUUAUUGUGUCAUAAAUACAGGCUGUACUACUGUUUUGUACUAGUUUAUUGAAUGCAUUUUUUAUGGAAAAAGGAAAAAAUAAAUAAAUAAACACACAACAUAAUAAACUGAGUCCUAGGAUCUGGAUUGUACAAAAUUUUACUGAGGUGGUAAUCAUCCAGUGAUGUUUUCUGAUAUUAAAAGUGGCUAAAGUUAAGAAGUUUUUGUAUUUUUGCUGCACAGAAGCUGGUAUUGGACAGGAGUGAAAUACAGACGUAGGCACAUAUUCAGAUUACAAAAUCAUCAAUUUACUCACCUAACUUUAAAUUGGAAAGUCAACGGCAUAAUGAGGAACUGUUUACACAUGUUACUUUUUAUUACUGUGUUCAAAAUUUUCGGUCUCCGUUUUUUAUGAAAUUUCUAGUUUUAAAACAGAAGUCUUUUAAAGUACAUUGCUUAAAUCCCUUCUGAUGUUUAAGCAGUUCAGGCCAGACUAAGGGGUUACAAACCAUUGACCUUAUUUGGUGUCCAAAACUCAUUAAACCUCCUCUACAUUGAGUUCGUGAAAAAAAGAAAUCUUUUGACGGUUAUUCUGACCCUAGUCUUAAAAGGAAUAAAGAUGGUGUAUUUUGUUUAUUAAGUACCUGCUGCAUUUAUUUAUUUAUUUGGUAAUGUUUGCAUUUUUUCCUUUUAUUUCUCCAAUGUGUCAUUCAGAUUGGAGAGAAGCCAGAGUUCUGUGUAAUUUCAUAUCUUCUACGGCAAACAUGUGCUGAUUGUGACACCUGCUGGACAAAGUAGGAUGGUACAGAUACAUGAAUGCACCUUCCUGUGAUAAUUUUCAAAGAAGGUAUUAAAAAGUUAACUGAAAA